Messenger RNA from Cajanus cajan (pigeon pea), 1948 nucleotides. RefSeq names its product flowering locus K homology domain. Gene Ontology annotation, molecular function: RNA binding. The record is from RefSeq and is a predicted model, not a curated record. Lineage: Eukaryota; Viridiplantae; Streptophyta; Magnoliopsida; Fabales; Fabaceae.
UCCUCCUCUCAUCCCAUUCUUACAAAACCUAAAUUCUGCGCGGCUCCAAAUCCAUCUUGCUGCGUCACUUCUCUGUUCUCUCUCCGAUCAUAAAAUAUACCCGAGAUGGCCGAGGGAGGUUUUGAUGGACAUGAUAUAGGAUACGUACCUGACGACCCUGGUUUUCCUCAAAAUCAUUGUGAUGAUCAUGAUGUAGGAACUGUGAUUGAUAGCUCUGGAUUUCCCCACCUCCUAUCCGAUGAUCAUGAUGAAGUCAAUUUGGUGGAGGAUGUCAAUUUUGCUGAAAAUCAUUUUGAUGGACGUCAACAUGACGAUGGAGGGUUUCCCGGGGACGUGGAUUUUCCACAGCAGGAGCAUGUUGAGGAAGAUCAUGGAGCUGACAAUGUGACCGAGAAUUUUGAUUCUCCGCCGAAACAGGGAACCGAGAUUGAUUCUAAAGGCAAUGAAACAAAAAAGUGGCCGGGUUGGCCUGGAGAGAAUGUUUUCAGGAUGCUGGUUCCAGUGCAAAAGGUUGGCAGUAUCAUUGGUCGAAAGGGCGAGUUUAUAAAAAAAAUUACAGAAGAGAGUAAGGCGCGGAUUAAAAUUCUUGAUGGCCCACCUGGAAUCUCAGAAAGAGCAGUAAUGGUUUAUGCAAAAGAAGAGCAAGAUCAAAAACUAACGAAUGAUCUUGAUGGUUUGUUAAGGGUCCAUAAGCAAGUUAUCAAUGGAGACCGUGACCUUGGGGAUAGCACUUUGGCUACUGGACGUUCAGUUGUUACCAGGCUUCUAGUGGCAGAUACACAAGCAGGAAGCUUGAUUGGGAAGCAGGGUGCCACCAUAAAAGCCAUUCAAGAUGGCUCUGGUUGCACUAUACGUGUUCUUGGAUCAGAAAAUCUGCCAGUAUUUGCUUUGCGAGAUGAUAGUGUUGUUGAAAUACAAGGGGAAUCUGCUGGCGUUCACAAGGCAGUUGAACUUAUUGCAGUUCAUUUACGCAAGUUCUUGGUUGACCGCAGCAUAGUUGGAGUUUUUGAAACACAGAUGCAAAUGCCAGAUGUUAGAGUUAACCAGAAUGUGCCACCACAUCAAAAUUGGGGUCCUCCUCCUCAAGGGUUUCCUGUUCCUGGUGGUGGCGGCGGUGGAGGACCUGCUUUUGCACCAAAUCACCAAUACAUGCCACCUUCACAUCAUUAUGAUAGUUAUUACCCACCUGCUGAGUUGCCCCCCAUGGACAAGCACCUUCAUCAAGGUCCACCACCUGCCUAUGCAAGAGAUGCUUCUAUGGGAAUUCAUUCAUCAAAUGCACAACCACAACAAUCUGGUGCAACUAAGGUUACACAGCACAUGCAAAUUCCUCUUUCAUAUGCAGAUGCUGUUAUAGGAACAUCAGGAACAAAUAUUAGCUACAUUCGUCGUGCUAGUGGAGCAAGUAUUACAAUUCAGGAAACAAGGGGUGUGCCAGGGGAGAUGACUGUUGAGAUAAGUGGGACUUCUUCUCAAAUACAGGCAGCCCAGCAGCUGGUUCAGAAUUUCAUGGCUGAAGCUGCAAGUUUGGUACAGGAUCCUAUGGGGGGAUCAGUUAGCCAAGGUUACUCUGCCUAUCCAACCAAUGCUCCGGUUUAUGCAUCUCCACCCUCUAGCACUGGUGGUCAUACUGGCCUCGCGCCAUCUGCAGAUUAUGGCUCCAUAUAUGGUACCAAUUAUGGGUAUUAAGAGGCUUGAUUUAAUUUUGGUUGAGUUGUGUAAAACUGUAAACUUUUUGUUCAGUUAUAGUUAUCGUGGGGUAUAUUUUCUAGGUUUAUGCUGUACCGGUUUUUAAUUUUUUUUGGUUAUUUUUUAUUUUUUAUUUCCAGGUAGUAGGUUAUUAUAAUUUAUAUUGUUGGUUGUCUUGUGAAUCUUAUGUGGGAGUUUGUUUUACUUAUUUUUUUGGUAUUAACAAUUUCAUCUCUUCCUAAAGGGAAAAAAAAUGUCA